UUCUCGUCCCUGUACGAGACCCUCGUCCAAGCCAUGGUCUCCCAGUUUCCGCUCAAUCUUUCGGGGAUAGUGUCCGUGUGGUUUGAGACGCUGUUGUACGGGAUGUAUUGCAGCCUGUUCUUUGAGGCUUGCUAUGUCAUCCUGAAGAAGCGGAGGAUCCAUAGUGUUCCCAACAAAGUUUUUUUUGGGUCAACCUUGGCCAUGUUUGCUAUCGCAACAGCACACAUUGCUAUCAACCUGUACCGUCUUCUGCGUGGAUAUGUUUGGCUAGCAGACGAUCCAGGACCUGCAGCUUACUUUGGUGACCUUACGCGGUGGGACAAUAUCGCACAUGAUGCUCUCAACGCGAUCAUGACUUGGAUCGGAGACUCAUUGGUGAUUUACCGGUGCUACCUGGUUUGGGAUCAAAAGAUUUACAUUGUGAUUUUGCCCAUUAUCCUCCUCAUAAUCAGCAUCAUUGCCAACAGCGUCGCCCUGCAUACUUUCGCCCACCUCGAACUCGGAACUAUAUUCUCCGCAUCCCUCGUCCAUUGGAUGUCCACCAUCUACGCCAUCGCCUUCGUUCAAAACACGAUGACUACUGGCCUGCUCGCAUGGCGCAUCUGGCGUGCAAACCGUGCUUCCCAGCAGCUCACGACUAAUGGAAAACGACAAGCCACACUCGUACCCGUCAUACGGAUUGUCGUCGAGUCUGCCAUGGUUUAUGAUAUGGAGGUCCUCGUCCUUAUCGUGCUCUACGCGCUGGGCCACAACGGCCAAUACGUCGCGCAGGAAGCGAUCGUCCCGACCGUUGGCAUAGUCUUCACUCUCAUCACGGUCCGCGUGGCAAUGCGGUCCUCGCCUCAACUCGCAACUACCCUUCGUCCAUCCGGUAUCGAUGGCGUGGGAGAUGGGACUUUGAAGUUUGCGUCCUCCAACACUAAUUCAUUCUCGCAGGAUGGGCUUGUCAGUACUCAUGGUGAUAUGGAGAAGGGGCAGGUGUCCCGUCUUGAGACUGACAGCACAGGAAGCUCUUUCGUGCCUGCUGUGGCCACGUUCGAUGUUGAAGAGGUCAAUAGCACCGAUGAUUAGAUAGAUGUUGUGUUCUUCGGUAGUGCGUGAAUGGGA
Stereum hirsutum FP-91666 SS1 is the source of this 1107-nucleotide messenger RNA. RefSeq lists its product as uncharacterized. The record is from RefSeq and is a predicted model, not a curated record. Lineage: Eukaryota; Fungi; Basidiomycota; Agaricomycetes; Russulales; Stereaceae. Bases 34 to 1071 code for a protein of 345 amino acids. The transcript is spliced from 9 exons.